Molecule: messenger RNA, 1924 nt
Organism: Heteronotia binoei (common prickly gecko)
Lineage: Eukaryota; Metazoa; Chordata; Lepidosauria; Squamata; Gekkonidae
Product: histidine--tRNA ligase, cytoplasmic-like
Exons: 13
Coding region: 133-1656 (507 amino acids)
Biological process (GO): mitochondrial translation; histidyl-tRNA aminoacylation
Cellular component (GO): mitochondrion; cytoplasm
Molecular function (GO): histidine-tRNA ligase activity; identical protein binding; ATP binding
Source: RefSeq, a predicted model, not a curated record
CUCUCCCUUGUUUAGGCUGUUUCUCCUGCUGACUAGAAUGCAGGGGGUUUUUUAAAGCUGGUUUGUGAAGACAUGUUUUGUCCUGCAGCAAGGAACUACAGCUACUGAACUUGAUUGUGUCAGCUCUUGGCCAUGCACUGUGUCCGCUCCUUCCUCAGAAGGGCUUUGUACAAGAAGCCACGCCUGGCAGUGCAGCAUUCUGUACUACGGGCAUUCUCAGUUAAUCUACAAAAUCAGGUCCCUGAAGAAACAGCGAAUGCUCCAUCACCACAGCUGCAAGCCAAUGCAAAGACAGCAAAUCUCAUUCUCAAAACUCCCAAGGGCACCAGGGAUUUUAGCCCUAAGCAGAUGGCCAUCCGGGAGAAGAUUUUCAGCACCAUCAUCAGCUGCUUCAAGCGUCAUGGAGCGGUCACAAUAGACACACCUGUCUUUGAGCUGAAGGACCUUCUGUUGGAUAGUCAUUGGGAGGAGUUAAAGCUGGUGUAUCACCUGAAGGAUCAAGGUGGGGAAGAGCUAUCUCUUCGCUAUGACUUGACUGUGCCACUUGCCCGAUAUUUGGCUAUGAACAAAAUCACCAAUUUUAAGCGGUACCAUAUUGCCAAAGUCUACAGGCGUGAUCAGCCAGCCAUGGCUAGAGGGCGCUACCGAGAGUUCUGCCAGUGUGAUUUUGACAUUGCUGGCCAACAUGAUCCCAUGAUUCCUGAUGCAGAAUGCCUGAAGGUCAUGCAUGAGAUCUUGAGCGCCCUACAUUGUGGAGAGUUCCUUAUCAAAAUCAAUGACAGGCGUAUUUUGAGUGGGAUCUUUAGCAUUUGUGGUGUUCCUGAUACGAAAUUUGAAACCGCUUGCUCCACUCUUGACAAACUGGGCAAGGUGAGCUGGGAGGAAGUGAAAAAGGAAAUGGUCCAAGAGAAGGGGCUUCUGCCUGAGGCUGCCGAGAGUAUUGGCCAAUACAUUCGGCUCUCCGGCGGACGGCAUCUGAUUGAUCAGCUUUGCCAGGAUCCAAAGCUGUGCAAGAGUCAGCUGGCCAUGGAAGGGCUGGAAGAUAUGAAGCUGCUCUUUGAGUACCUUACCUUGUUUGGCAUCAUAGAUCAGGUCUCCUUGGACUUGAGUCUGGCUCGCGGGCUUGAUUACUACAGUGGGCUGAUCUACGAGGCCGUUCUGCUGCACCAGCCAAAUGGCCACUGCAAGGAGCCUCCCCCUGUGGACAGUGUGGCCGGAGGCGGGCGCUAUGAUGGGCUCGUGGCGUCGCUUGAUCAAAAGGGGCAAAAGGUGCCCUGUGUAGGAGUCAGCAUUGGGGUGGAAAGGCUCUUCUCCGUCAUCGAGCAGAAGCUGGAGAUGUCCAAGGAGAAGAUCCGCGUGAAAGAGACGCAAGUGCUGGUGGCAGCUGCUCAGAAGAACCUCCUCACUGCGAGAAUGAAACUCAUCUCUGAACUCUGGGAUGCUGGCAUCAAGGCAGAAAUGUUCUAUAAGAAGAAUCCCAAGCUGCUGAACCAGCUACAGUACUGCGAGGGAACGGGAAUCCCACUUGUGGCCAUCAUUGGACAGCAGGAGAUGAACGAUGGAGUGGUCAAACUGCGGGAUGUUGCCACCAGGAAAGAGGUCCUUGUUGCUAAGGAGAAUCUCAUAGAGGAGAUCAAGAAGAGACUGGAGAAAUAAUUCUUCAUUGUAUAUUUUAUCUGGACUGUCCUUAGAGAAGUAUGCCUGCCUGGAUAGCCACCUGGGAUUCUUCAUGUGUGUUUGAGAACUGCAUUUGAUUUGCAGUCGGCGGGGUCUGGUUUUUUGCACUGUGGCCAAGCACAUCUGUCUGAAGAAACGCUGGCCUUCCGAAAGCAGGUUAGCCCUGCCGCUUAUCAUUAUGAAUUGUUUUUAUCUUUCAUGCUUAACUGGCCAUAUUGGCUUUUGUAAAUAUAGUCCAGCCUCUGUU